UCAGUAUACUAUUUAGUAUUUUACCAAGCCACAGAGAAAAAAAAAUUGCAAACAAAAUCCUCUGGUCAUCAUCCCCUUAAAUGCCCACGAUGUCCCGUCUCCAUGUUUAUUCUCUUACGUAUCGCUAUCACUGUCAUCGUCGUACUCCUCCAUAUUCUCUCUUUCAUCCUCCUCAUACAUAUUCUUCGGAGUCUCGCCGAGUCUCUACGAAAGAUACUUUCGACGCCCAAUCGCUGCUUUCAUCUCCGACGGACAAACGGCAGCGUUUGCGUUUUGGCGGUAACAUGACGUGGCAAAUAAAUCCACAUCAGCAUUACCGUUGAGAGUGUGAUUGGUCAUUUGUUUGGCAGCAUUCGUUUAAAGGUCAGCAUCUCUCAUUACCACAUAACUUUUUUUGUCUGUCUAAGAUUUACUCUCUUCGUUGCCAUAAUUGAGAUAAGCCUGUGGUGAUGGUAAAGGUUUAGAUCUUUUGUUACUUGUUAGGUUUUCUAGUAACCCUUUUCCUAUAAUAUAAUAAAUGGCUUUGAUCAAUAUUCAAAGAUGCUGACAACGCCCUGCACAUCAAAGGAAUUAUGAGCAAUUUUCUACAUAGACACCUAAACAAGUCUUCUCAAACGACUAUAAGUGCUUUCAUCAAAUGAGACUUGGACUUUGUAAAACAUUACAUAAUUGUUUCUUGUUGAUUGUGGUUGUGGUUUUUCAUACGGAAAAACCUUAAUACCAACUUAAACUAGAAGAAGAUGGUAUCGCCUGGGAUUAUGGCAGAUGGUGAUUCUAACUCACUACUUAGCUUGGUCUCUUUCUUACUCUUUAUUCUGAUCACCGCCACAGCAGUGACCGGAGACAGUGAUAGGGAGGUCUUAUUGAGCUUUAAAUCUUACCUUCAAUCUUGGAACCCAACAGAACGAGGAAAGUACAAUGAAUGGGAAACAACAGAGAAGCAAGGUGUGUGUCAAUGGCCUGGGAUCAUAUGUACCCCUGAGGGAAGUAGAAUCAUAGGGAUCAAUCUAAGAGAUUCCACUAUCUCAGGUCCUUUAUUCGGCAACUUUUCUGCCUUAACGCAGCUCGCAUUUCUUGAUUUAUCAAACAACACUAUCGGAGGGUCGAUUCCAGAUGACCUGAACCGCUGCCACAACUUAAAGCAUCUGAAUCUUUCUCUUAAUAUCAUUGAAGGGGAGCUUAGCUUUUCCGGGCUAUCCAAUCUUGAGGUUCUUGAUCUAUCGGUGAAUAGAAUUGAGGGUGAUGUUCACUCUAGCUUCCCAUUGUUAUGCAACAGCUUGAUUGUUGCAAAUCUAUCGACCAAUAACUUUAGUGGGAGAAUAGAUGACAUCUUCAAUGAGUGUAGGUAUCUGAAGUAUGUCGACUUGAGAUACAAUGGAUUCAGUGGAGAGAUAUGGUCUGAUUUUAGGAGACUGGUCAAGUUUUCAGUUUCUAGGAAUCGUCUCUCCGGUAAUAUCUCAGCUUCCAUGUUCAGGGGGAACUGCACUUUGCAAGUGUUGGAUUUGUCUGGGAACGGUUUUGCCGGGGAGUUUCCGGGACAAGUUUCAAAUUGUCAGAACCUGAAUGUAUUGGAUCUGUGGGGAAACAACUUCACGGGAAACAUUCCAGCUGAGAUAGGAUCCAUAUCAUCUCUCAGAGGUUUGUACUUCGGGAAGAAUGAGUUUUCUCGAGACAUACCGGAAACUCUCCUGAACUUAAGCAACUUGGUGUUUCUGGACUUGAGCAGAAACAACUUUGGAGGAGAGCUACAGGAAAUAUUCGGGAGGUUCACUCAAGUAGAGUAUCUAGUUCUGUAUGGGAACUCAUACGUUGGAGGUCUCUAUUCUUCUAACAUCCUCACGUUGCCUAAUCUUUCAAGGCUUGAUCUUAGUUACAACAACUUUUCAGGCCGGUUGCCUUCUGAAAUCUCCCAGAGUUUGAUGUUCUUGGUUCUUGCUUAUAAUAACUUCAGCGGCGAUAUACCACGUGAGUAUGGGAACAUGCCGCGGCUUCAAGCACUUGAUCUCUCGUUUAACAGGCUGACUGGUUCAAUACCAUCUUCUUUUGGAAAGUUGACAUCUCUUCUGUGGCUUAUGCUUGCAAAUAACUCUCUGUCAGGAGAAAUCCCGCGCGAGAUUGGAAACUGCACGAGUCUAUUGUGGUUUAACGUGGCGAACAACCAGCUCUCUGGUGGGUUCCAUCCUGAAUUGACUAAAAUGGGUAGCAAUCCUUUGCCAACGUUUGAAGUGAAUAGGCGAACCAUGGACAACACAAUCUCUCGUUCCGGUGAAUGCUUGGUGAUGAGGAGAUGGAUUCCUGCAGAGUUCCCUCCUUUCAAGUUUGUGUACGCAACCUUUACAAACAAGAGUUGCAGAACCCUGUGGAACCAUGUUCUUAAAGGGAAAUGUAUAUUUCCUGUAUGCCCUGCUGGUUCUAUAGUGGACCCCCUUGAUAUUUCAGGCUAUCUUCAGCUCAGUGGAAACAAGCUAUCCGGUGAGGUUCCUGCAAAUAUAUCUCAGAUGAAGAAGUUGAGUAUGCUUCAUUUGGGGUUCAAUGAGUUUGAAGGGAAACUGCCUAUAGAGAUUGGACUAUUGCCUCUUGUAUUUCUUAACCUGACCAGAAACAAGUUCUCAGGCCAGAUUCCUCAAGAAAUCGGAAACCUAAGCAGUCUGCAGAACCUUGAUCUGUCUUACAACAAUUUCUCAGGGAACUUUCCAACGAGUUUGAAUGACUUGAGUGAGAUGAGUAAGUUCAACAUCUCAUAUAACCCUUUCAUUUCUGGUGUGGUACCAUCUAGGGGACAACUUGCAACCUUUGAAAAAGACUCCUUUCUUGGAAAUCCGCUGCUGCAGCUUCCUAGUUUCUUUAACCAAUCAGGGAACAACAAUACGAGCUCAGGAGAACGAGAUAAUGGAAGAGAAGAAGAUGAAGACGAUGGAGCUGCUAUUGACAUGUUGGUCUUCUAUUGGAGUACGUUUUCAUUUUAUGUGGUUGCGCUGAUGGGCAUUCUUGUACUCAUGUACUUAGAUUGUCCUUGGUGUCGAGCAUGGCUCCGUCUUGUCGAUGCUUUCACGGUAUCUAUGAAAAGUAUGUUGUCUUAAAAUCGUUUCAGCUCAGUUCUUGGAUAUUCCUUUUGCCAAGAGAAGGUUGAGAAUCCUCUGUUUUUUUUCCAUAAUGCCGCCAGAUCACUCAUAACUCUGUUUCUUGUUUCUUCAGAUUAGCAACAUUAAACAUGUGAUAACCCUUUUAUAACUAACAAUAAGUGCAUAAAUCUAUUCAUUGGUGAACCAUCUUUUCAUAGAUUUAAUCAAAUUUAUAAUCAUAUACCUUUUUAUUUCUUA
Messenger RNA from Brassica napus (rape), 3320 nucleotides. Its product is annotated as probable LRR receptor-like serine/threonine-protein kinase At1g74360. The transcript has 3 exons. The coding region runs from base 741 to 3080 and encodes 779 amino acids. Gene Ontology annotation, molecular function: protein binding. The record is from RefSeq and is a predicted model, not a curated record. Lineage: Eukaryota; Viridiplantae; Streptophyta; Magnoliopsida; Brassicales; Brassicaceae.